AUGUCCUCUUUGUCAGGCCACGACCUACCUUCCCCGGAAGAGGUGAUUCCUGGAGACUGUAAGGACGAAGAGAAGGCGAUGGUUACAGAGCUCGGCAGCAGGUCGGAACUAAUUGCCAAUGGAUACUACGAGGAGCGCCAGGCGUUCCGCCAAGGCCUCCGAGAGCGUCAUAUCCAGAUGAUUGCUCUAGCAGGGACAAUAGGAACGGGCCUUUUUCUCAGCUCUGGUCGUGCUAUUGCUAAUUCCGGGCCCUUGGGCUCGUUUCUGGGGUACUCAAUCGUCGGAUUAUCUGUCUCCAGUAUAAUGUUCGCUAUAGGUGAAUUGGGGGCUCUUGUGCCUCUCAACGGAGGCAUUGUGCGAUACAGCGAGUACUUCUUCGACCCUGCGCUAUCUUUUGCUAAUGGGUGGAAUCUGGUCUAUUCGUACCUAGUUUCUAUUCCAGCAGAGGUCACUGCUGCUGCGGUGCUUAUUGAGUUUUGGAUAACCAUUAAUAACGCAGUCUGGAUUACUAUCUUCGGUGUCCUGAUGACAGCUACCGCAGUCCUGCUAGUGCGAGUAUACGGAGAAUUGGAAUUUGGGUUCUCGAUGCUGAAAAUCAUGCUUGUCAUUGGCAUCAACAUCAUGGCUCUCGUCAUCACCUGCGGCGGCGGGCCUAAUCACGAGUCAAUCGGGUUCCAAUACUGGAAGAGCCCCGGUCCAUUUGUACAAUACCUAGGUAUCAAAGGCUCCUUGGGACGCUUUCUCGGCUUCUGGACGACAAUGAACAAUGCUGUCUACUCCUACUCUGGUAUCGAGGUCAUUACUGCUGCUGCUGCAGAGACAAGAAACCCGCGACGCGCCAUCCCGCAAGCAGCACGACGUAUCUUCAUCCGGAUUAUUCUGUUCUACGUCAUUACCAUCUUUAUGGUUGGUCUCGUGGUGCCUUCGAACGACCCAAGUCUCCUCCGUUCCACCGGUACCGCGUCACAAUCUCCCUUCGUCAUUGCAGCUACUCGCGCGGGAAUCAAAGUUGUACCGUCGAUCAUCAACGCCGUCAUUCUCACCUCUGCAUGGUCGUCAGGAAACUCCAACAUGCUCAGUGGCUCGCGGGUCCUGUACGGUCUGGCGGUGCAUGGGCAUGCGCCGAAGGUCUUCCGUCGGAUCAACCGAUUCGGGGUUCCAUACGUGUCUGUGGCACUGUUCAGUGUAUUCAUCUGCUUGGGAUACAUGACCAUUUCCAGCACCGCGAGCACCGUGUUUAAUUGGCUGCAAGAUCUGGUUUCGGUCUCAACUAUCAUUAACUGGUUGAGCAUCUGCGUUGUCUACCUACGCUUUUAUUAUGGAUGCAAGAAGCAGAAUAUCGACCGACACAGAGAUCUUCCCUACGCAGCCCCUUGGCAGCCGUAUGCAACCUGGGCGACGUUGAUUUUGUACAUUGUGUUACUUUUAACAGGGGGGUAUAGUACUUUUAUGCGUGGAAAAUGGAGUAAUGAGACGUUCGUUUCGUCUUAUAUCAAUAUUCCCAUUAUUCUGUUGCUAUAUUUCGGGUUUAAGCUGUGGAAGAAGAGCAAGAUUGUACCUUUGGAUGAACUACCGAUCAGACAGUUUAUUGAAAUCUACCAGAGGAAUCCGGAGCCAGCGCCGAAGCCGAAAAGAGGGCUUCACAGGUUGAAUAUCUUGUGGUCUUAG
Messenger RNA from Talaromyces proteolyticus, 1668 nucleotides. Its product is annotated as amino acid permease/ SLC12A domain-containing protein. Gene Ontology annotation, cellular component: membrane. NCBI's taxonomy places the organism in Eukaryota, Fungi, Ascomycota, Eurotiomycetes, Eurotiales, Trichocomaceae. The record is from RefSeq and is a predicted model, not a curated record. The coding region runs from base 1 to 1668 and encodes 555 amino acids. Gene Ontology annotation, molecular function: amino acid transmembrane transporter activity. Gene Ontology annotation, biological process: amino acid transmembrane transport. The transcript has a single exon.